UGCUGCGAUAGCAGACCUCUGUUUGGGUUCAGUCGUAUAACGGCAGUCUGGCGGUUCGGGUCUCUUAGACAAACGUAAAUUCAAUCGAGUCCAAAGAUAAACCACCAUGGAUCGGGCGAGCCUAUAUUUCAUGAACAAAGAUGAUAAGAACACCUUUGACUUUGACGAGACGCUGCCGUCGCUCCCUUUGCCGGAACUAAAGGACACCAUGGAGCGGUACUUCACCGCCAUCCAGCCAUUCGGGACCAAGGAGGAGUUGACUCAGGCAAGAAAGACCAUCAAUGAGUUCCAGAAUGGAGUGGGCGCCCAGCUCCACGAACAGCUCAAGAAACGGGCGGCCAGCAUGAAGAACUGGCUGGGAACUUGGUGGGAGGACUACGCAUACCACUUGACCCGAAUGCCGCUCCUGCCCUACCAACUUAUGGUGAUGCCCUGUCAGUUGGAGAUGGUCGGUGUGCCGGAGACCACGGAAUACAUGCUCAAGAGUUUGGCCCGGCACAUUCACCAUACCCUUGAGUUUUGGGAUCUGACUCGCAACUCCAGCAUCAAGCCACUUUCCUCGAACGGAGGGAAGAUUAAAUACUCUUCUGCACUUUACAAGCACUUCUUUUCCACGUGUCGUAUUCCCGGCGAGGAGCAGGACCACAUCGAGAAGCAUUUCCUAACCAAGGAUGAGGGCAAGACGCCCAGUCACAUCCUGAUCUCCGGCAAGGGACGCCAAUUCAUCCUGGACUGUGUGCAUGAAGACGACACUAUUCUGACGGCUCCCGAAAUUCUGGUGGCGGUGCAACGACUGCGCAGCAUCCUGGACUACGAGCCGCUGGGUGACUGUGUGCCCACUCUCAGCCAUGACGACCGGACCACGUGGGCUCGCAACCGCAACAGACUGAGGGAGAUCUCGGAGGCCAACAAGGAGACUCUGCUGCUGGUGGAGAGCGCCAGCAUGGAGAUUUGUUGGUACGACCAAUCGCCCAAGGACUACGAGGAGUCCUCACAGCUGGGUUUGUUCGGCGACCUCCAUUCCCGCUGGGCGGAUCGUAGCAGCAGCAUCAAUGUCUUCCGCAACGGACGCUCCAACUGGACGGGCGAGCACAGCUGUUACGAUGGCACCGUCAGCAUCAGUUUCGCCACCUUCAUGCAGCUGAGCUUCUUGGAGGUGCCAGAACCUGACUGGACAGAGGCCGAGCACGGCAAAGUGGUGGAGAUCAAGGAGCUGAAGUUCCAGCUGGACGACACUCUCAAGAGCGAGAUUAAGCGCGUUCAAAAGGAUAUCGAUGAUAGGGGCAUUGAUGUUACAACGACUUUCACUGUGUUCGAUGACUACGGCAAGGAGUUUAUGAAAACCCACCGCCUGCAUCCCGAUUCCUUUGUCCAGGUGGUCAUGCAAUGGACCUACUACCAAAUGCAUAAAGAAAUUGCUCCCACCUACGAGACCGCCCUGAUGCGACAGUACUACAAUGGACGGACGGAGACGCUGCGAUCCUGCACAAAUGCUGUGGCCGAAUUUCUGAAAGCCUCCUCCAACAAGCAAGUCGGUGACAUGUCAUUGGCCCGGGCUUUCCGCAAAGCCGUCGAUGAGCACAAGCACUUUAUGAACGAGGCCCGUAAGGGACAUGGCAUCGACAGACAUUUGUUUGGCCUGUGGUGCGCGGCAUACGAAAACAAAAUGGACAUUCCCGCCUUCUACGAUGAUCCAUUGUACACGAAGAGCGGCGGCGGGGGCAACUUUGUGCUCUCAUCUAGCACUUUGGGCUUCACUGCCAACGUGGGCUUUGUGGCGCCCAUGCUACUCGAUGGCUAUGGCGUAUUUUACUCCAUCACCUCGGAAGCUGUGUUCAUCAAUACCACCGCCUAUCGGGAUAGCAUCAAGACGAGCGCCCGCAAGUUCAACGACAUCUUCAAGGACUCGUUCCGUCGCAUUAGCGUUCUGUUGGAGCAGCUUGCCAAGGUGUCAAAGCUGUAAAAAGCACAUCUUAGCACAUUUAGAAAUUAUUUAAUUUAUCUAUUCCUGUUCUCGUUUAUAAUUUCGAUCAAACAGAACACUUUUCAAUGCUUAUUUACUUUUUAAUGAAUACUGAACCGAAUUUAUAAAACUUUUUGCUCCAGCAAAUAAUUGAUUGCUGAUUCAUUUUAUUAAGAAGUUUCCUAAUUCUACCCACCUUUGAUCGGAAUAUAAUUGAGUACUGACCCUUUGUAGGUAGUGUGUAAGUUAAUAUGUCAACACAGGGUGUGCAGCAUUCCAAAGUAACUUCGUGUUAAACGUUUAUUUAAAUUCAAUGUUCGAUUAGUUUAGGCAAAUACAUUUCUCUCGGUAA
Drosophila elegans is the source of this 2315-nucleotide messenger RNA. Its product is annotated as peroxisomal carnitine O-octanoyltransferase. Gene Ontology annotation, molecular function: carnitine O-octanoyltransferase activity. The record is from RefSeq and is a predicted model, not a curated record. Gene Ontology annotation, cellular component: peroxisome. NCBI's taxonomy places the organism in Eukaryota, Metazoa, Arthropoda, Insecta, Diptera, Drosophilidae.